This is a messenger RNA of Dioszegia hungarica, 1260 nucleotides long. RefSeq names its product PrpF protein. The transcript has 4 exons. The record is from RefSeq and is a predicted model, not a curated record. NCBI's taxonomy places the organism in Eukaryota, Fungi, Basidiomycota, Tremellomycetes, Tremellales, Bulleribasidiaceae. The coding region runs from base 1 to 1260 and encodes 419 amino acids.
AUGACUGCUCUCCCUACCCCACCCCGCUCAGCCUCACCCUCGAGCCCCCGUAUCGAUGCGGCCAAGCUCGAGUCUCAGCCCCGCCUCAGCCGCCACCGGAUCCGCUCGGUGGUUAUGCGCGCCGGGACCUCCAAGGGACUGUUCUUCCGACAGGAGGAUCUCCCCGAGGACCGGGCGGAAUGGCACCAGAUCAUCACCACCGCGAUGGGCUCGCCAGACUCAUACCUCAAGCAGCUCAACGGGAUGGGCGGUGGCGUGAGCACGCAGAGCAAGGUCGCAGUGGUGGGGAGGUCAAGCGAUCCUCGAGCAGAUGUGGACUAUACAUUCAUCCAAGUCCCGAUUGACGGGGGAGCUCUGGACUUUUCAGGCAACUGCGGCAAUAUGGCCAGUGGUGUCGGACCCUUUGCUGUCGAUGAGGGGAUGGUAUCUGCCAAAUUCGACGGUCUGGAGGAGGUCACUGUUCGCAUCCUCAACACCAACACCUCUAAAAUCAUCCACUCCACCUUCCUCGCCGAGCACGGCUACCCUGUGGAGUUUGGCGAGCUCAAGCUUGACGGGGUGAGCGGUUCAGGCUCGCCCAUCCGCCUCGACUUUGUCGACCCAUCCGGAAGCAUGACGGGCAAACUCCUUCCUACCGGUUCGCCCACCGAUACCAUCGUCGUCCCCUUCCGCGGCGUUCCCACCACCUUCACCGUGUCCUGCGUCGACGCCGCCAACCCCUUCAUCUUUGUCUCUCGCGAGGCCCUCGGUUUGACCGGCGACGAGCUCCCCGCGGUGAUUCAAGAGAGUAUGACCGAGGUGUUGAUGGCUAUCCGCGCCGAAGUGGCGGUCAAGAUGGGUCUCGCCACUUCUCCUGCUGCCGCCCGGCUCGUCAUGGGUACUCCCAAGAUCGCCAUCGUCGGUCCUCCCUGCGCCUACACUACCCCGGCCGGCCGGAACGUGUCCUCGGACGAGAUGGACAUCUGGGUACGCCCCUUCUCUAUGGGCAAGCCCCACCCCGCCCUCCAAAUGACCGGCGCCGUCUGUCUCGCCGCCGCGUGCGCCGUACCUGGCUCGCUCGUCAACGUUAUCGCGACCAAGUCGCAGGCUGCGCGGGUCGCAGCCAAGGCGCCACCAUUGUUGAUUGGCCACGCGUCGGGGACGAUGGCGACAGACAGUCAGGCGUCAGUAGGGGAGGACGGGACGAUCGAGGUAAAGAGCGGGAGUGUGUAUAGGACAGCCAGGAGGUUGAUGGAGGGUUCCGUAUUGUAUUCCAAGUAG